Penicillium paradoxum is the source of this 1068-nucleotide messenger RNA. RefSeq names its product regulator of G-protein signaling domain-containing protein. The record is from RefSeq and is a predicted model, not a curated record. The transcript has a single exon. NCBI's taxonomy places the organism in Eukaryota, Fungi, Ascomycota, Eurotiomycetes, Eurotiales, Aspergillaceae. Bases 1 to 1068 code for a protein of 355 amino acids.
AUGCUUAAAAAGAAGACCUUGGCUCCGUCCCUCUUCUUCCGGCACCACACUCCCACCGCCACCCCCGAAUUGUCCCCCACCUCCUCAGACAGCGAUUCCGAAGAGGACAUGGAAUCACCUGGCUCCCGACCGGUCAGCCUGACCAUCUCGUCGGGGGCCUUUUCCAUGCGCCCGACGCUCGACGAGGUGCUGGCCAACAUUGCCCCACCCCCAUACACCCUGAGCGCCUUCAUGGCCUACCUCUCCCAGAACCAUUGCUUGGAAACGUUGGAAUUCACCAUGGAGGCCAACCGCUACCGGGAUUCCUACUACAGUUUGGCCGAACGUCUCGGUCCCGCCGCCUUGGACUCAGAAUGCCCCGACGCCCAGCACCUGCGAAUGCUCUGGCAGCGUCUAUUGACCGCAUACAUUUUCCCGGGGUCGCCCCGGGAGAUCAACCUGUCGAGCGAAGUCCGCGACGCGCUUCUGCAGUACACCAAUGUGACCGUGCCGCCAGUGCCUGAGACGUUAGAUUCCGCCGUGAAGCGUAUCCACGAGCUUAUGGAGGAAUCCAUCUUCCUCCCUUUCAUCAACAGCCACACCACCUCCCCUUCCAUGGCCCCCUGCAGCGAUCCGUUCAUGGGCCCCGACGACUUCAUGAAUCUGUCCUCCACCAGCCUGGAUGAGCAUCAGGUGAAAAGGGUUCGGUCGCGUGUCUCCAAGCGCAUCUCCCCGCAGUCAUCCACUAAGGAUCUUCCCGCGACCGGCCACACUCGCUCCACUAUGUCGCUUGGCGCCGUGCAUGCCAUCGGCAAACGCACUUCCGGCGCCCUUCUCAGUUCCAGCGGCGAGUCGGCCUCUCUGACCGAUGACUCCAGCUCCCCGCAGUCCAGUCCUGCCGUUGAUGAGCCUAUGACACCACCAACCACCCCGCCUGCCAGCGAACCACACCUGCCCAUCCACAGCCCCAGACUCCGCACCGAAAACCCAUGGAAGAAGAUGGGUAUGAAGCUUGGCUUCAAGAAGCGUUCCACUGGAGGCAGCAAUGGUGGUCCUCGUGAUCCCAAGAUCCUCGGUCUGGACGACUAA